AUGGGCGAACUUCGUGGCCAACGGCUCAUCAUGGCCGUCAGCAUUCUGACCUCGUUAGGGUUUAUGCUGAUAGGCUACGAUAAUGGCCUCAUGGGAGGAUUAGUCACCGCACCGGCUUUCAACUCGACUUUCGAUUCGCCGGAUCCGACGAUGACAGGCCUUAUUGUCGCCAUUUAUGAAAUUGGCUGCUUCUUUGGCUGUGUGGCAACGGCGAUAUUUGGCGAGAAGUACGGUCGCCGGAGAACCAUCGGAGCUGGAUGUUCUGUCAUGGUUGUCGGAGCAAUCAUACAGGCUGCCUCAUACGGACGAACGCAGCUGAUUAUCGGACGUAUCGUCUCAGGCAUUGGGAUGGGUAUUGUCAACUCAACUGUUCCGGUACUGCAGGCGGAAUUCAGCCCCAAAGCCAGCCGUGGAAUCUACGUUUGCGCGCAGCUUUCCACCUUGAACUUUGGCAUCUUUUUGAUUUACUGGAUCGAUUACGCCUUCUCGACACACGUUGAAAGCUACGCGUGGAGAGUACCAGUCAUUCUGCAGUGUAUUUGCCUUCUCCCGAUGUUUGUAAUCCUCCGAAUGAUACCGGAGACGCCGAGAUGGCUGGCAGCCCAUAACAGAUCAGACGAGUGCCUUGCUGUUCUGCAGCGCCUGAAAUCCGACGAGCAAGACGACGAAGCCAUACAGGCACUCCACAACACCAUCAUGCAGACGGUAUCGUACGAAUCAGAAGUGAGCGCGAGUUCAUGGAGGGAUAUCUUUGUGCAAGACCGAAUCAAGAGCCAAAAGAGAUUCCUCAUCGCCUGUGCUAUUCAGGGCUUUCAACAACUGGGAGGAAUCAACGCCAUCAUCUGUGAGUUCAGCGCGGCCCGAAGUUCCGUUUCAUAUAAAGAAUAG
This is a messenger RNA of Colletotrichum spaethianum, 888 nucleotides long. RefSeq names its product sugar transporter STL1. The record is from RefSeq and is a predicted model, not a curated record. Gene Ontology annotation, cellular component: membrane. The transcript is spliced from 4 exons. Lineage: Eukaryota; Fungi; Ascomycota; Sordariomycetes; Glomerellales; Glomerellaceae. Gene Ontology annotation, biological process: carbohydrate transport; transmembrane transport. Bases 1 to 888 code for a protein of 295 amino acids. Gene Ontology annotation, molecular function: carbohydrate:proton symporter activity.